AUGCCAAAAUUUGUUCAUCGUAAACGCUCUACUAGAAAUACUUCUAAAUUUCAAAGGAAAAAAGCUCUUCGAAGUAUUAUAAGAAGUGAUAAACAUUAUAGAUGGCUUUUUGACGAAUAUUUCCAUGAGGUGGAUACUGUGGUUAUGCUGAGUCUUGUAGCAAGUUGCUCACCUUCGAAACCUGUAGAUAAGCCAUUACUUUUCGCUCACUUAGCCACUCAACGUCAAGACUCUUUUUGUCAAGAUGGUCGCUCUCGAGCGAACUUUAUUAACCUAUAUUCUUUCCCUUUACCUAACCUUGGCCUUCGUAUAGAUUCCUCUAUACAUAUCGGAAGUAGCCCUCCAGUUGGUUUUUCCGCUUACUGUGGUUGCCGAGUACUUGAUGACAACACUUAUCAAUGGUGUGAAGAAUGUGACAGGAUUUACGGGAACAAUUACGUUUCUGCGGUACGUGCUAUUAAUUGUUACACAUGA
Rhizophagus irregularis DAOM 181602=DAOM 197198 is the source of this 474-nucleotide messenger RNA. RefSeq lists its product as uncharacterized. The record is from RefSeq and is a predicted model, not a curated record. NCBI's taxonomy places the organism in Eukaryota, Fungi, Glomeromycota, Glomeromycetes, Glomerales, Glomeraceae.